Spirometra erinaceieuropaei is the source of this 408-nucleotide messenger RNA. NCBI's taxonomy places the organism in Eukaryota, Metazoa, Platyhelminthes, Cestoda, Diphyllobothriidea, Diphyllobothriidae. The record is from the annotation of a GenBank genome assembly.
AUGCAGAAAUUCGGCUGUCUGGAGCGAUUCACUCAGAUGGUGCGUCAACUGCACGACGGUAUGAUGGCGCGAGUCACGGACAACGGAGCUGUCUCAGAGGCAUUCGCAGUGACCAAUGGAGUGAAGCAGGGCUGCGUACUGGCGCCUACCCUCUUCAGUCUUAUGUUAUCUGCCUUGCUGAUGGACGCGUACCGCGACGAACGCCCCGGGAUCCGCAUCGCCUACAGGACGGACGGUCAUCUCCUGAAUCCACGGCGAAUGCACUUCCAAUCGCGCGUAUCCACAACCACCGUUCACGAACUCUUCUUCUUCAUUAACACGCAGAAGACGGUGGUGCUGCACCAACCGCCACCCCACUCAUUUACAGCUCCCAACGCGCCGCCGCAAAUCAGCCUGAACGGAACCUAA